AUGCAGUGUAGGGACAAGUACCAAUCUGGCAUUUGCACUGCGGUCAGAGGGGGGAGGGGGGGUGAGGAGUCGUUUUUAGAAGAUAAGCCAACUGGCACCCUUCGUCUAAAAGGGUUCAAGCGACGUCGGCUGAUUCGUCUUUCUAUUGUUCUGCUUUCUCUCUCUCUUUCUCUUUCUCUCUCUCUCUCUCUCUCGAAUUCUAUUUACUUGCGCGAAUAUGCGUCCUCGAUGAACCGCUUGAUCCGAUCCAGUCCGUCCUCUCGCGAAAACAUGACCGAAAAUACGCGUCUUUCUGUCGCUCCUUCAGACUGCCUGUGCACCGACCGGCUUGAAGAAAGGUUUUGCUUCCGAUUCUUGCCGUCAAGUCCCGCAAAAGCCAACAAAUAG
Messenger RNA from Protopolystoma xenopodis, 387 nucleotides. NCBI's taxonomy places the organism in Eukaryota, Metazoa, Platyhelminthes, Monogenea, Polystomatidea, Polystomatidae. The record is from the annotation of a GenBank genome assembly.